Molecule: messenger RNA, 1841 nt
Organism: Cavia porcellus (domestic guinea pig)
Lineage: Eukaryota; Metazoa; Chordata; Mammalia; Rodentia; Caviidae
Gene: Rnf187
Product: ring finger protein 187
Exons: 5
Coding region: 1-867 (288 amino acids)
Biological process (GO): regulation of gene expression; protein ubiquitination
Cellular component (GO): cytoplasm
Molecular function (GO): ubiquitin protein ligase activity
Source: RefSeq, a predicted model, not a curated record
AUGGGGCGAAUACGGACGCGCGGCCUCCAAGACCCGCCCCGCGCGCGUCCCUUGCGUCGCUUCCGCCGCUGCUGUCACCGCUGCUGUCUUGCUUUGGGUCCGCGGCUGCAACCCGCUACCCCUUACUCUCUCCCUCCGCGCACCACUGCCGCCGCAACCCUGGCGCUCCCUGCUGGUCCCGCCGAGGCCGCCUGCGCUCUGUGCCAGCACGCGCCCCGGGAGCCCGUGCGCGCGGACUGCGGCCACCGCUACUGCCGGGCUUGCGUGGUGCGCUUUUGGGCGGAGGAGGACGGACCCUUCCCAUGCCCCGAGUGCACCGACGAUUGUUGGCAACGCGCGGUAGAGUCGGGCCGCCCGCCACUCAGCCGCCGCCUGCUGGCACUGGAGGAAGCGGCCGCGCGGCCCAUGCGCGAUGGUCCGGCCAGCGAGGCCUCGCUGCAGCUGCUGUGUCGCGCCGACGGCGACCCGCUGUGUGCCGCGUGUCGCACUGCCGCUGGCCCCGCUCCGCCUGAGUGGGAGCCGCGCUGGAGGAGGGCGCUGCGUGGCAAGGAGAACAAAGGGUCUGUGGAAAUCAUGAGAAAGGACUUGAACGAUGCUCGGGACCUGCAUGGCCAGGCAGAAUCUGCAGCUGCUGUGUGGAAGGGGCAUGUGAUGGACCGCAGGAAGAAGGCCCUGACUGAUUACCGGAAGCUUCGUGCCUUCUUCGCGGAGGAGGAGGAGCACUUCCUGGAAGAGGCUGGGAAGGAGGAAGGUACCCCAGUGGAGGAGACUAUUGACCCGGUGGAGCGGUUCCAUUCUCUGCUGCAGGCUGUAUUGGAGCUGGAGAAGAAACACCACAGCCUGGGCCUGAGCAUGUUGCUGCAGUGAAAGCACUAACUCAGCUGGGUCCCCCUAUGCCUGAGGGCAGAAGGAAUCACUCUGCAUCACUGGCCAGCAGCAGCCCCACCUACCCUCUUCCGCCACCUGGAUGGAGCAGCUGAAGCAGUGCUGGUGCCUGAAGGUCCAGGUCUCAGCCAAGCAUUGUUUUCGCCUCCUCAAGCUGUAAAUAUUCAGGCUGCACCACUGCCUUCUGAAGUCUGGUCCUGAGCCCUCCCCAGUGCAUCAUCUGCUCCUUGCUUGCGCACAGAGCCUGGCACCUGGCAUGCUUGGCCAUCUUCCCAGUGCCCAAGAUGGGCUGGUCACAGGAUGUUCUUCCCUGGGCAAGGACACACAGCUCAUGACUGGAUUUGAGGUUGGUACUAAGGAAAGAUCCCACUGGAUGUGACCCAGCUCUUGCAGGAAGGGAAGGAAAGACUGGUAUACCCUUGGCCCUGAGGAUUCUCCCUUGGGUCCUGCUGCAUUUUAUGCUCAGAGCUGUAGCCCUGGUCUUCUGGACUAUUCCUUUCUUUCCUUAGCUUGUGCCCCUUGGCUGCUAUUUGUGACUCCAGCACAUUCGCAGUCCCACCCUCCCUCCUUUUGUGGAAAGGCCUCCUGUCCCAGAGAGGGGUUGGGGUAAGACUAUCCCCAAGGUAUCUGCAGGCCCACCCUGGGGUAUGACCCUGCCGUGUCCCUGGCUUGCUUCUCAGUCAUUGCGCUGUUGGCUGCAGUAUUGUGGAUAGAUUAGUUCAGACAACAAAAAUCCAGCCUGGAAUGGACGGAGUGACCAGGCCAGUGAACACAGAUACAGAUGUGAAUUUAGAUUCACUGCAACAUAUGGUUCAAGGCUUGAUGAGGUUGCAGGUGGGGCCAUUUUGGGGGGACAGUUCCUGUCCUGAGGCGUCCCUGGGCUUAGAUAUGGUAGCUGUGUCUCACCUACUUCUGUGGGCUAGGCUUUCAGAACCAAAUAAAGUGGGUUUGCUCCA